This is a messenger RNA of Racocetra persica, 1254 nucleotides long. NCBI's taxonomy places the organism in Eukaryota, Fungi, Glomeromycota, Glomeromycetes, Diversisporales, Gigasporaceae. The record is from the annotation of a GenBank genome assembly.
AUGGCUACUAUUAACAUCGGUGGUAAUAAUCAAGACCGAUUUUAUCGGUACAAAAUGCCUAAACUUAUUUCUAAGAUCGAAGGUAAAGGUAACGGAAUCAAAACUGUAGUCCCCAACAUGUCAGACAUUGCGCGUUCCUUGAGUCGCCCGCCGACCUACCCCACUAAAUUCUUUGGGUGUGAGCUUGGUGCACAAAUUCAAGUUGACGAAAAAAACGAUCGUUACAUUGUUAAUGGCGCCCAUGAAGCUGCUAGGCUCCAAGAAUUGCUCGACGUCUUCAUUAAAAAAUAUGUGCUUUGUGCAGGCUGUAGCAACCCUGAGACUGAUUUAAUUAUUAUCGGUAAAAAUCCUAAUAAUCAGAAGAUCAUCCGUGAUUGCAAAGCCUGCGGUCAACGAACUGAUGUUGAUAUGCGUCACAAGCUCGUUACCUACAUCCUAAAAAAUCCGCCUACUGUCAAAUCUAAAGGUAAUAAGAAAGACAAGAAGAACAAGAAAGGUGAAGACGACGAACAGACAUCUCCCACUACGAAAGGUUCUUCUUCUGAAGGAACGGAUGAUGAACUUACCCGUCGCAUCGAGAGUGAAGCUGCUAAUCUUCCUACCGCAGAUGAAUAUAAAGUUGAUGACGAUUGGGUUCUUGAUUCUUCUGCGGAUGCUGUCGCAAGACGUGCUAAAGAGUUUUCUAACAUUGCAAUUAACGAUAGCGCGUCUGACGAAGAGGGUGGGGAUCCUUACGAACAAAUCGAUAAAUGGUUGGAGAAAAAUGCCACAUCUGCCAGCAGCAAUGAUAUAUAUAGGAAAAUUAAGGAGCUAGGUAUCUCCAAGGAAAUAGAUAAGGUCCUGAAACACCUUGUUCUUGGCCUCUUUGCAAAAAGUUUUCAGAGCAAUACAUCCACUAUUAAUAAACAAAUUCACAAAAAGGCCAAACUUUUCCUAAAGUUCGUCCACAAUUUUGAUGAUCAAAGGGCUCUUCUUGGAGCUACCGAAAUACUUGUUUCUGAACAUAAAGAUUUGAUGGAUAGUAGGAUCAUUUGUAGUAUUUUGAUGAGCUAUUAUCAGAAUGAUUUACUUGACGAAGAUGUGUUCCAGGCGUGGCUCGAAGGUGACAGUUCCGAGACUUAUCAAAAUCUCUUUAAAAGAACUGCGUCAGUUAAUUACGUUGACGCCGCGAUCAAUCAGGAAAUCCGUAACAAGGCGAAGCCAUUCGCGAAAUGGUUGGAAGAGGCAGAAGAGGCAGAUGAUGUUGAUGAAUAA